Molecule: messenger RNA, 3828 nt
Organism: Neodiprion fabricii
Lineage: Eukaryota; Metazoa; Arthropoda; Insecta; Hymenoptera; Diprionidae
Exons: 5
Coding region: 703-2727 (674 amino acids)
Source: RefSeq, a predicted model, not a curated record
CUGGCUGGAGCGAUGUAUCAGCUCGGCAGUUAAACUGCGUUUCAGAAGCUGAUACAAAUUGUAGUCGGUAGUGUUGCCAAUGGACCAUCAGCGCUCGCAGUUGAAACCACGAAGGUUUUCAAAUCACGUUUCAUUCGGUUUAGGAUCUGGAAACGAGGACAAGGGAAUAAAAAGAAGUACUAUCAGAGCCAUUCAAUUUUGACUGCCUUUGAUAAUCACGGUGUGAUUUGGGUCUCGGGAACGAGCAAUCCGGGAAUCCGAAUCCGUAGUUAAAGAGGAGACAUAUUUGAUAAAACUAUUUGACCUGCCAAAAAUGUUGCUGAACAUCGCGAAGGACAAGGAUAUUUAUCACCGAUUGACAAUUUCAAUCCGCAAUUGGGAGAUGCAGUUCCUUGGUGAUAAUGCAUUUAAUACUACAUUCAGUUCCAAUUAACGGUCAGUGAUUGAACCGAUCAACGUUACAGCCUUCGAACCUAGACUAGCUCCGCUCCAUGUUCAAUAGCAUGAUAUUUUCGGAGCUAUAAUUCAAAUGAGUAUAACAAUGCGCGCUGCUGCAUGUAUCGCCCUGUCUGCUAACCAUUACUAUUCAUCGAUUCUCAAAGUCAAGACGAAAUUGACGGUAGUAAUCAGUACAAUAAGGAGGUACUGUCAAGCUAUAAUGGAACCGUGGAAACAGAGCAACGCCGCAGACUUCUUAGGGACAUGGACCAGGACGAAAAUGGUUAUAUACUCAAUGAAAUCAAUGAUAAGAGAGGAAAUUCUCGUCUCCGAAAAUGGCUUAUCGGUGUACUCAUUUGCCUCUGUGCUUCCCUUGUGAUAGUCAACAGUUUUACAUACAGACAAUUCACCUUGUCUCGUUCCACACCGCGCUCUCACAAUCUGUUACGAGAGAAUGAGAUCGAGGUGGAUAAUAGCGAAACGGAUGUGCCGGCGGGUCCGGUUCUCGGUUUCGUCGUGAAGACAUCGGGCUGCCGAAUUCCAUCAUUCGAGGUGAUGGACGAUAGUAUCAAGCGGUACUUCCAGGGUACGACGGAGUUCCAGUGCGAUGCCGGUACUCACCUACCCCUGGUCAACUCGAACCUUACCUCGCUGUUCGUGGACCCGAAAGCGAAAGCGCAUUUCUACAAAGAUCUCGAACCCGCGAAGUGCUGCUGGAGUAGAUUUUGGAGAACGAACGGUAGUGACAACAGUAUUAGCUUCGAAUCAACGUGCCAAAACUUUGUUAACUCAACCAGGAUCAAGGACGGGGAGUUCGUCCAGGUCAAGUGCGAGAGAAAAGGAAAAGAAGUGUACAAGGACUAUCAUGCGUUUGUGCCGCGUAAGGAGUUAGUCGAAAACAGGUGCGGUUCUUCACCCGCUCCCGGACCGGAGUCUGGCCGUCUCAGUGUCCUCAUCCUCGGGUUGGACUCGGUUUCGAGGCUCAAUUUUCACCGGACAAUGCCGAGGACCGUCGAGGCGCUGCAGGGUCUUGGGGCGGUGGAGAUGAUGGGAUACAACAAGGUCGGCGACAACACCUUUCCCAACUUGGUACCCGUGCUGACCGGGUUGUCCGAAGAGGAGCUGACCAUCGCGUGCUGGACGACGAAGAAGAAGCCGUUCGACGACUGCCCUUUCAUAUGGAGCAACUUCAGCGCCGCAGGGUACCGCACUGUUCUCGGCGAAGACGCCUGCAGUAUGACAGUAUUCAACUACCUGAAGUCCGGAUUCAGGAACCAGCCAACGGACUACUAUUUACGACCGUAUUGCAUAGCGACCGAGAACGGAAUCGGCAACACGCACAAGCUGAACGCGGACCUGUGCGUGGGCACAAGAAAGACCUUCGACAAUCUAUUGGCUUACUCGCGGAAGGUCGCGAGGGAGUUCGCGAGGGACUCGUACUUCGCUUUGUUCUGGCAGGCGAGCUUGACCCACGACUUUAUCACCUAUUCUAAAUUAGGCGACGAGUCCUACCGACGGUUCAUCGACCAAGCAGCCGACGAAGGUCUCCUCGAACGCACCGCCCUGAUCGUAAUGAGCGACCACGGCAUCAGGUGGGGCAGCUUUCGGCAGACUUAUCAGGGCUACGUGGAGGAGAGGCUUCCCUUCGUGUUUACCGUCUUACCGAGAUGGUGGAGAGAGAAAUUUCCUAUCGCUUGGGCCAACUUCAGACGAAACUCACGGAGCCUUACGACGCCGUUUGACCUCCACGAGACCCUCCAGCACAUCAUGAGGCCGGAGGAACUCGAGGAAGGUAAGCUCAAGGAAAGGUCAAGGCGAAUAUUGGGGGAGAGGAACACACCCCGCGGUCUCAGCUGGUUUCUUCCUAUUCCUGAUCACCGGAAUUGCUCAAUGGCCGGCAUUACUGGCCAAUGGUGCAUGUGCCAUCUUAGCGAGAGUACUUCGACCACUGACCCCGUGGUCCAGCAGGCAGUUGGCUUUUUGGUCGAUGAAUUGAACCGCCUGCUGCGAAGCUAUCCUCAGUGCGCGGUUUUAAAGCUCAAGUCUAUUUUGAACUCUAAAGUAUGGGCUGCCCAGUCUCAUAAAUCGGACAAGGCUGCUCCGACGACUGAUUACUCCGUUACGAUUCAGACCCAGCCUGGUGACGCGAUUUUUGAGGCCUCUGUUCGACAUCGUGCUCAAGACUCGAACCAAACCCUCGUCGGAUCUAUCAGCCGAUUGAACCUUUACGGUAAACAGAGCGCCUGCGUUGAUGACUUUAAAAUGCGCCUGUACUGUUUCUGUCCGUGAUUAUGAACCCCGCACAUCACACAUAUCUCAUGGAUAUUAUAUACUUUUGAUAUUUUAUAGUAUUUUAAAUAAAUAUUAUACAAUGUUGAGCCGUUAUUUCACGAUUACGUAUUUGAAUUCGGGUUUCGCUCGAAGAGUGAACCCGACUAUCUGGAAACAAGUUCAAAUACCCGACCUACGCAUCUUUGUUUUUGAAACUGUGAUACAGAAUUAAUUUUAAUUAGAUACAAAUGUUGACGUGUAGUAGCGUAUCUCAGCUGGAAAGUUUGCCAAAGUUGUGUGGAAAACAUGUUUUUACUUUUUAGUUUACUUUACACCGAAUUUAAACACCGGGAUAAAAUCAAAAUGGCCGCCGUUGACACGCUUCAAAUUUUGCUAUGACUGUAGGAUCAUUUUAGGUACAAAAAAGACACCAGGUGCUAUUUCAUGCCUGUCGAAAUGAUGGCAACAGUAUUUUAGUUAUAUUUCUUGUAUUAUUUCCAGUAUUCCACCGAUAAGCGCUUAUAAACUGGGGAUUUUUUGUCGGGUUUUCGGAGUUUUUUGAAAAAUGUCAACAAUCGUGAGUUGGUUGAUAUAUUUCGUUUUGUACGCCUCUUGGCGCGACUUUUGUUCUGCCAAUAAUUACAAGAGUUUGAAGUGUCAUUCGAAAAUCGUUGUAUCGAUUUGACUCGACCAAGAGAGGGGAGCAAUUUGUUUUCUGAUAAUAAUCGACGAGGGAAUAGCAUGUGGCUGCAGUCGUACAAGGUAUGAAUAAAUAAAUACUGCAUUAUUGAUUUUUCACUUACUGUAUAACUUGUGAACAUCAUCAUGCAUUGCAUAUAUUAAUAGUUGUACAUUAUUAAUGCAAAAAUUUUCUUAAGUCUAUGCGUCGCAAUAAUUUCUGCGCAUCCUAUUGGCCAUUCACACAUCAGUAAUCAUAAUGAUACUAAUAAUAACUUAUAAAUUACACAUCAUCCGUUCGGUUCUUGUUCAGUAGAAUAAAGAUAAUGAAAUACAUUGCGUAAGGCAGUUAUUAUAAAUUUUCUAUCUCAUGUUAUUUGAAGAGAAUUAGAAGAAAUCUUUAUAGCCGGCUAGGAUGCUGCGACAUGUGCUCCAUGUAUU